Molecule: messenger RNA, 1247 nt
Organism: Budorcas taxicolor (takin)
Lineage: Eukaryota; Metazoa; Chordata; Mammalia; Artiodactyla; Bovidae
Product: 60S ribosomal protein L7a-like
Exons: 4
Coding region: 416-1201 (261 amino acids)
Biological process (GO): ribosome biogenesis
Cellular component (GO): ribonucleoprotein complex
Source: RefSeq, a predicted model, not a curated record
AAGGAGGCGCUAGCUGGGCCCUGACCCUCCUCGCAACUCGUCUGCUCUGGCAGCUGUGGCGACGGAGCUCCGGACAGACCCUCUUGAGCCCCUCGCCGAGAGCCAGCUCGCGCAAGGACCAGUGUUCCACGCCCCCGCCACCCUCUUCGCCGCGGGGAAUUCUGCGCCGGCGGCCGGCAGGCAGGUGGGCGAGCGCGCCGGCUAGAUUCUAGCUACAUCGGAAACUGGUCAUUUUCUAAAACUAAAGGAGAAGACUAGGAAAGGGUGAUGAAUUCUUUUUGAGUUUUGAGUUAACAAAAUAAAAGGAAGAAUUUGAGUAGAUGAGCUGGAAGACUGGGAGAGCUGAGACAGGAAGAUUUUGAAGUCAUUCUCCAUCUGAAGCUAUGAUUUAAACGUCAGCAUUACGCCCUUCAAGAUGCCAAAGGGGAAGAAGGUGGCCCCAGCCCCGGCCAUGGUGAAGAUGCGGGAGGCCAAGAAGGUGGUCAUCCCCCUUUUCGAGGAGAGGCCCAAGAAUUUUGACAUUGGACAGGACAUCCAACCCAAGAGGGACGUCACCCGCUUUGUCAAAUGGCCCCGCUACAUCCGGCUGCAGCGGCAAAGGGCUGUUCCCUAUAAGCAGCUGAAAGCGCCUCCUGCAAUUAGCCAAUUCACCCAGGCCUUGGACCGACACACAGCUACUCAGCUGCUUAAGCUGCCCCACAAGUACAGACCAGAGAUAAAGCGAGAGAAGAAGCAGAGGCUGCUGGCCCGAGCUGAGAAGAAGGCUGCCGGCAAAGGUGAUGCCCCCACCAAGAGGCCACCUGUCCUUCGAGCAGGGGUCAACACUGUCACCACCCUGGUGGAGAACAAGAAGGCGCAGCUGGUGGUGAUCGCUCACGAUGUGGAUCCCAUCGAGCUCGUGGUCUUCCUGCCCGCCCUGUGCCGCAAGAUGGGGGUUCCCUACUGCAUCAUCAAGGGCAAGGCCCAGCUGGGGCGCCUGGUCCACAGGAAGACGUGCACCACCUUAGCCUUCACACAAGUCAACUUGGAGGACAAGAGCGCCCUGGCUAAGCUGGUGGAAGCCAUCAGGACCAAUUACAAUGACAGAUACAAUGAGAUCAGUCGUCACUGGGGAGGCAGUGUCCUGGGGCCGAAGUCAGUGGCUCGCAUCACCAAGCUAGAAAAGGCAAAGGCCAAAGAGCUGGCCACCAAGCUGGGCUGAGUGUACACUAUUGAGUUUUCUGUACAUAAAAGUAAUAAAAAAGAUU